AAACCGAGUAACCAACUAACCUUUCUCCUUCCUCCUUCAUGUAUAGCCUCUGUACCUCUUCUAGCUAAAAAGUUAAAGAGAGACUCAGAUCUGAGCUUGAUGGUUGCUGCCAUCGAACAAUCUGAAGCUACUCUGCUUCCCUAAUUUCACUGCUCUAACUUAUACGGUUUCGUUUCUGUUUUUCAGGCCAAGGGAAACUAUUGAAAGGGAAAAUAUAAUGUAAUCAAUCUGCAGUGGGGGCGACCAGAAAAAGAAAAGCAAGGAAAUCAUCAACCCUAUUAUGCAGAUGGGACUUAUGAAGUGGAUAAUGAAAUAAUUUUCAGAACAAAGUGUUAACAUUGUGAAAGCUGACACUUAUAUAAACACAACUUGCCGAGUUUCCAAGUGAACUAAUUAAUCAAUGGCAAAAAAGAUGCAGCAAGAUUUUUCGGUCCAUGAUACAUCCCUGUCGCCAACGGCUGCGAGAUCGAGAGAGUGGGAGGGCCCAUCAAGAUGGACCGAGUACUUGGGUCCUGAUAUGACUUCUCCAAUGACAUUUAGGACUUCUAGGAACAGGGGUUCUGAUGGACAGGUUCAGAGUUCAGGUGGUUCUCAUAAGGGUUUGAACUUGCAGUGGGUAUUACAGCUUACUGAAGUAGCUGAAGGCCUCAUGGCCAAAAUGUAUAGAUUAAAUCAAAUCCUGGAUUAUCCAGAUCCAGUUGGUCAUGCAUUUUCAGAAGCAUUUUGGAAGGCUGGGGUGUUCCCAAACUAUCCAAGGAUUUGCUUAUUGCUCUCGAAAAAGUUUCCUGAACAUUUUAGCAAAUUGCAACUUGAACGAGUUGAUAAGAUUGCUUUGGAUGCUUUGAAUGAUAGUGCAGAAGUUCAUUUACAGUGCUUGGAGCCAUGGGUUCAGCUGCUCAUUGACUUGAUGGCAUUUCGAGAACAAGCUCUGCGCCUUAUAUUGGAUCUAAGUAGUACGGUCAUUACCUUGUUGCCCCAUCAGAACUCACUUAUACUGCAUGCAUUUAUGGAUCUGUUCUGUUCAUUUGUCCGUGUCAACCUUUUCUCUGAGAAGGCAAGUGAUCUUUCUGUCUUUCCUUCUCCUUAAUUUUUCCGUUCUGUUUAUGUAUUUGU
This is a messenger RNA of Jatropha curcas, 1113 nucleotides long. The record is from RefSeq and is a predicted model, not a curated record. Lineage: Eukaryota; Viridiplantae; Streptophyta; Magnoliopsida; Malpighiales; Euphorbiaceae.